AUGAAGAAACACAAUCCAUUCCAGGUUCCGCUCUCGACGCAGCGAUAUGUAGAGGUUUACAACGUACUCAACCAGCACAACUGUACAAAGCUUCUCGACCUCGGUUCUGGCGCUGGCAGUCUACUCCUCGAGCAGCUCCUCAAGCCUCCGAUAAGUCUCGAUGACGAUGCACUCCGCCUCGCCCACUACCACGCACUUGACAGCGACCUCGCCGAGCUAGACGCUCUCUCACGCCUACUAGCCUCGCACCGCGACGCCACUCUACGCUGGUCCACCGACCUCACUCUCCGCCUUUACCACGCCGAUUUCGCAGCUACGUUCCACCCCGCCUUCCGCGCACUAGACGCCAUCGUUGCCGUGGAGGUGCUCGAGCAUAUGCAAGAGUCUGUACUGGCGCAGACGAUGCAGCUCAUCCUAGGCACAUACAGCCCACCCCUUUUCAUCGCUACAACCCCCAACUACGACUUCAACCCACGCUUCACCUCCCCUGCACGCGUCGUGGACCCUACCGGACGCACCGACAGGCUUUUCCGUCAUCCUGAUCAUAAAUUCGAGCUGGGCGUGCGGGAGUACACACAGUGGUGCGCGCAUUACGCCCGUUUGUUCGGUUAUAAUGUCUCCGUGUAUGGCGUCGGCGAGUCUAUCGCGCAGAACCUCAAUCCACCCAGUACCGAUCCACGCGUCGAUGACCGCUAUCCGAGUCAAAUUGCCGUGUUCAAGCGGGUGCGGUGUGCGGGCAGGAUUAAUACUGAGAAUACUGCGAAUACUGAGGAAAGUGACCUCACCCAACCCACGCAACUCCCGCCCCUCCAUUCCUCCUACACGCUCCCGAGCGCCGCGGAGCAUUUGUCGCGGAGCAGCAAACUCAACGCCGGAACACCCGGAACACCCGGCACACCCGGCACACCCAACACACACGCAAUCCUCACCCACCUCUACUCCCUCCUCGAUCUCCCGUUCGGCGGGAGCAGGGUGGUCGUAGCAUCUGCGCUCAGUCUCUGGGACACGCACAUGCAGCUCCUCUGCAGAGGCGUUUUCGCCACGCUCCUCGACGCCGUCAGAAACAGCGGCAAGUAUGGCGGUGAGGUGUCGACACUGGAUGUAGACGGGGUGCGCGAACAUAGCAGCCAACUCAGCGAGCAUAGCAAUCACAGCAAUCACAGCCAACACAGCCAACACAGCGGAGACGCCUGGUUUAUCUUGGCGAAAAACAGCUCCGACACACCCUCCAUCGUCUACCGCCAGAGCGUCACGGACGUGCUCCAUGCAGACACACUCGCCGCUGAGAUGCGCGAUAAGCGCAAAACACCCAAGGAUAAAGAGAGAGAGCGGCAGCAGGAGGAGAAACAAGUGGAUGAGAGAUUGGAGUUUGAGAAGGAGCAGCUGGUGGAAAACAGUGAGUAUGGCUCCUCCCCUACACACAGCAGCUCUUGUUUGUCAGAUAGAUACGGUGACACUGACGCCGUCCUCGCUAACCUCCAGCUCAAUCUUUGGAAAGCAGACCCUGUGUGGUCUCAAGAUGCCGCCAAUGCCGCCGAUGGCUCCAAUGCGGGAUGGGGCGAUGCCGAUGCAAAUCCCACUUGGUCGUAG
Wallemia ichthyophaga EXF-994 is the source of this 1590-nucleotide messenger RNA. RefSeq names its product Small RNA 2'-O-methyltransferase. Lineage: Eukaryota; Fungi; Basidiomycota; Wallemiomycetes; Wallemiales; Wallemiaceae. Gene Ontology annotation, cellular component: nucleus; cytoplasm. The transcript has 2 exons. The coding region runs from base 1 to 1590 and encodes 529 amino acids. Gene Ontology annotation, molecular function: O-methyltransferase activity; RNA methyltransferase activity. Gene Ontology annotation, biological process: piRNA processing; siRNA processing; RNA methylation. The record is from RefSeq and is a predicted model, not a curated record.